Molecule: messenger RNA, 2106 nt
Organism: Dracunculus medinensis (Guinea worm)
Lineage: Eukaryota; Metazoa; Nematoda; Chromadorea; Rhabditida; Dracunculidae
Source: the annotation of a GenBank genome assembly
CUGAAAUCGGCUCAACGACAAGAAAAAACAGCGGAACGAAGGAAAAUUUCCGAAGAUGACCGAAUCAACGCCGCAAUUGUCAUUCAGUCGGGCUGGCGAGGACAUAGAGUAAGGAAAAAAUAUAAGACUAAAAGCGAUGAAUUAACUCCACAAAACGCAAUGGCUUACACCAUAUUAGUAGUUAUUGGUAAUCGGUGGGCAGCAGAAACCGAUCAAGAUCUCUUUAUUAUCAUUUAUGGUGAACAUGGAAAAAGCGAAAAGCUUUAUUUACGUCAGGAUGCAUAUGAGGCGAAAUUUCGGCAAAACAGUAUUGAUAGUUUUCAUGUGAAAAUUGAUGCACUUGGAAUUUUAGACAAAAUUAUUCUAGGCCAUGAUCGUAUUGGAUACGGAGCGGGUGUUUUCAUCGAACGAAUCCUAAUAGCGGAGAAUAUUGUCGAUGGUCGGCAAUUCUUAUUUCAAUGCAACAAAUGGUUUGAUAGUGGGCAAGCGGAUGGUAAAAUUGAGCGAACGAUUAAAAUCACCGCAUAUUAUUUUAUUUCGUCAAUGCCUGAUGAUCCAAAUUCCACAAAAGGCAGAUGGGAAUUAAUAAUUUAUUUUGGUAAAGAAGAUGGAACUGGAUGGACCACUUCAAAUUUGAAUGUAAUUGGAUAUGGUUCACAUGGAAGUUCAGCAACCAACAAAAUCUAUGAUAGCAAUUUUACUAAGGCACCAUCUCAAGCUUUAAUUCAGGUGGACUUUGGUGAUAUUGGUGAUUUAUUAAAAGUACGGAUUGAAAUAGACGGUAAUGGCAUUAAUCCAGAUUUUUUUUUGAAUAAAGUCGAAUUGAAAGAUCUUGAUACGGAUGAAAAAAUGGUUUCAAUUGUUAAGAAAUGGUUAAAAUUCAGUGGCGCUGAAAAAUAUAAUCAGCCAUUUCGCGAAUUUCCAGUUUUUCGUACAGCACUUGAACCAUUAUGCCUUUUAAAUUACGAAGGUCGUCUGAGAUUAGGAAAUCGACGUAAUAUUAAAACAUCGCUAUGUUUCAUGCAAAUCAUUGGCGAAUUAAGUGAAACGGGAAAAUUCCCUAUUAAUAUUGACCGUAAGCAUUCAUCGAAAUCAAAGUGUUUUCUUUAUCAUUCUCUUAAAAUCGAAGUACCUUCAUUGAUAUCCCAACUAAUAGCACUUGAGCAGUUUCGCCGGAACUUGCCAUGCACUCCAGAAAUUUUGUUCAAAGCAGAAUCAGUAUAUAUCGGCCGCAUACAUAGCGUACGAAUUUAUGUCGAUUCAACCUCAAUAGGUGAACAAUUAUAUGAAGGAAUGUGUAUGUUACAAACGAUUUACGACAAUCGGUUUGUACCGCAUAUAGGAGUUGGAAUUGAAUGGCUCGUUGAACGAAUCGUUAUCCGAGAAUCAUCCCAUACGCCUUAUAGAUUUAUGCUUGGAUAUAGUCGAGUAAGAAAUGCACAAGAGGAAAAUGAUAUAUAUAAGGAACUUGUUUUAUCAGGUAUGGAAGGAUUGCCAACAAAAAUAAGUAAAAAGAAGUCGCAAAAAAAACUAUGUGCCCAGUGGAUCUUAUCUAUAACAAUUGGUGAGCAAAGUACUUUAAUUCCUAAAGUAACGCUGUGCUCAGAAACAAAAAAUGCGGAGAUGGUUCUCGUUAGUCGAACAGCAACUGAUGGAAUCAUCAACUUUCAGAUUGUUUUAUAUGAUUCCGCAAAUGGCGACGAACCAAGGUUUUCAAAUGUUGGUGCAAUUAUGACCUCAGAAUGUGUUGUAGAAUACGCUGCUGUAUGGCCAGAUAUUCCUCCGAUACCUUAUGUUAAUUAUGAAAUUACAAUUAAUACUGGAGAGUUAUCUGGAAAUUUUAUCGUAUAUUUAAACUUAAUUGGUACUAAAGGCGAUACGGGUUUUCGACGAUUGGUAAACAAUGAAACAAAUCCUUUGCAAGCAGAUUCGAAUAGUGUAUUUCAAGUAAAAGCUGUUUCUAUUGGCGAUGCAAAAAUGGCUGAAAUCGCUCUAAGAAGCGAAAAGACACCUAUACUUUGGUCAUGUGAACAAAUUCACGUCUUGGACAACGUUACGAAUUUGUUCUAUGUAUUUCAUCUUAAAAAGUUAGUUGAUUUAUCAUGA